This is a messenger RNA of Pristis pectinata (smalltooth sawfish), 2687 nucleotides long. RefSeq names its product ADAMTS-like protein 2. NCBI's taxonomy places the organism in Eukaryota, Metazoa, Chordata, Chondrichthyes, Rhinopristiformes, Pristidae. Bases 132 to 2495 code for a protein of 787 amino acids. The record is from RefSeq and is a predicted model, not a curated record. Gene Ontology annotation, biological process: extracellular matrix organization. Gene Ontology annotation, cellular component: extracellular matrix. The transcript is spliced from 19 exons.
CACAAAGAUAGGGCACUGGGAGCUGGGGUCAGGCCUCGUCAUUAGGGAUUGUGCUUUGGCUGCGUUGGGUUCACAUUGUCAUUUCACACUUGCGUUGCCAUCGUUGAUUCCGACAGAAGCCCGAAUAAAGUAUGAAGUUCAUAAAAUGUAAUUCCAAAUGUACUUCUGGUUGGAAUGCAGCAUUCUCUGUGCACUGUCUGAUCAGUGCUGCAUUAUUUAUUGAAAACGUUGCUGCUCUAGGACUACACCAAGUAGCUCAAACAUACUAUAGUUUAGAAGAAGGACUAGAUAAUACUGCCUACUGGUGGGGUGAAUGGGCCAAAUGGACAGGAUGCACCCGGACCUGUGGAGGAGGGAUCAAGACACAAGAAAGACACUGUUUGAAGCAAAGCAGAAGGAUAGCAGUGAUGACAACUGAAAACCAAACAUGUACAGGCACUUCUAAAAGAUAUCAGCUGUGCAACCUACAGCUUCUCUGGUCUCUCCCACUUCAUCAAACAUUUACUGUUUUCUCCAUUCAAAAUGCUGGAAAAGGAGGGAAGGGGAAUACGUGUCUGGUGCUGGAAUGUUAUUGGAGCUGGUGGAAAUUGCGAAAGGAAUGCCCAGCUAAUGGGAGGAGCUUCCGAGAUGAGCAGUGUUCAUCUUUUAACUCUCGUAUUUAUAAUGGAAGGACUUACAAGUGGAAGCCAUUGUAUCCAGAUGAUUAUGUGCAUAUUUCAAGCAAGCCUUGUGAUCUUCAGUGUACUACAGCAGAUGGACAGAGACAACUGAUGGUCCCAGCACGGGAUGGAACAUCUUGUAAAUACGGGGAAUACAGAGGAGUCUGUAUAGCUGGAGGGUGUGAGCCCAUCGGAUGUGAUGGAGUACUUUUUUCCACCCUGACCCUAGACAAAUGUGGUAUUUGCCAGGGCAAUGGAAGCAGCUGCAUACGAGUUACUGGCAACUAUAGGAAAGGAGCAUCUCACAUGGGUUAUUCCCUCAUAACACACAUCCCAGUUGGUGCAACAGAUAUACAGAUAAUUGAAAGAAAGAAAUCAGAUGAUGUUCUGGCUGUUGCUGAUGAGUUUGGAAACUUCUUUGUGAAUGGUGGUCUAAAAGUAGAAGGUCCAAGAAACAUCCAACUUGCAGGCACAAUUUUUAAAUAUAGGAGGCCAAUGGAUGUGUAUGAAACUGGACUUGAAUAUAUUGUGGCUCAAGGACCAACAGAUCUGGGAGUUAAUAUUCUGCCAGCUGAAGCUCUGCUUGUAACGAGUCUUGGAAUUCUUCUUGAACAGCAGGACAGAAACAGACUCAAGCUACUAAGAAAGGGUCUGGGAGUGAGCCCUGCAGACAUGUACCGAUGGAAAUUGUCAUCUCAUGAACCUUGCAGUUCUACUUGUACAACAGGAGUUGCCACUUCAUUUGCUGUGUGCAUUCGUUAUGAUGGUGUUGAAGUUGAAGAUUCGUAUUGUGAUUCUGCAACUCGACCAGAGCCAAUUCAUGAGUUUUGUGUAGGAAGAGAAUGUCAACCAAGAUGGGAGACAAGUAGUUGGAGUGAAUGUUCACGAACCUGUGGAGAAGGAUACCAAUUUCGAAUAGUCCGUUGCUGGAAGAUUAUUUCUGCAGGAUUUGACAGCUCAGUGUACAAUGAAAUGUGUGAAUCUGCUGAUCUCUUCAGGCCAUCAGAACGUAAAACCUGCAAAAAUCCAGCUUGUGGCCCACAGUGGGAGAUGUCAGAAUGGUCAGAGUGUACAGCAAAGUGUGCAGAACGGAUUGCUGUGACCAGGGAAGUGAGAUGUUCAAAUGAAGAAUGGUUGUGUGAUGAGAAAACAAAGCCACCAUCUCAGAAAGAAUGUGUUGGACCCCCUUGUGAUCGACAGUGGACUGUUUCAGAUUGGGGCCCAUGUUCUGGUCCUUGUGGGCAGGGAAGAAUGAUAAGACAUGUCUACUGCAGAAACUCAGAGGGCAGGGUCAUGCCUGAAUCUCAGUGCAGCCCUCAGUUAAAACCCCAUGCAAUACAUCCCUGUGGAGCCAAAGAUUGCUCUCCCCAUUGGCUGGCCCAGGAUUGGGAACGGUGUAAUACAACGUGUGGCCGAGGGACAAAAAGGAGAGUUGUUUUGUGUGUGGGAAUUGUGAAUGGAAAAGUUAAAACUUUCAAUCCUGAGGAAUGUGAUCCAGCUCAGAAGUUAGUUGAAGAAACAACAUGCUUCGAGCGGCCAUGUUUCAAAUGGUUUACAACUUCAUGGUCUGAGUGCACUAAAACCUGUGGUGUUGGAAUAAGAAUGCGAGAUGUGAAAUGUUAUCAGGGAAAAGAAAUUGUCCGAGGAUGUGAUCCUCUCUUGAAACCAGUUGCAAAACAAAGCUGUGAUCUUCAGGCCUGUCCUACCCAGCCCCCAGAUGACAGUUGUCAAGAUCAACUUGGGACUAACUGUGUGCUGGCAAUAAAAGUCAAUCUGUGCUCUCACUGGUAUUACAGUAAGGCAUGCUGCAGGUCUUGUAGAACUGCUAAUUCUUAGUAGAGACUGGCAGAAUAAUUGUAUCUCUCAACAUGUGAAUAAAAGAAUGAUGUCUGGUGGAAUUAGUUAUAUGCAAGGAUUUAGUGGUUUCUUCUAUCAGGAGCCCUUACUUGAUUAUUGCAAUGCCAUCAAGCUGCACCAAAAACAUCCUACUCUGUGAAACUGUCAGGUUCCCUGGAUGCACAAAGCAGA